AUGUCUGCUCCCUACCCCGGUCGCCAAUCCCCACCUCCGGAGCGCCAAUCUGGUGCUCAGGGCAACGACCCUCCCGCCAGCGGCAAGAUCGGAAACUCAUCUGUUCGCCCCGGCCCAGAAUUCGGUCAGCAAGAGUCGGACAAGUCUAAGGCACAUGGUCUUGAGAGCAACCCCACACAUCCGCUGGAGAAGUUGGAAGAAGCCAAGUACCAUAAGGGAACUGGGAAUUAA
Messenger RNA from Penicillium atrosanguineum, 231 nucleotides. RefSeq lists its product as uncharacterized. The transcript has a single exon. Lineage: Eukaryota; Fungi; Ascomycota; Eurotiomycetes; Eurotiales; Aspergillaceae. Bases 1 to 231 code for a protein of 76 amino acids. The record is from RefSeq and is a predicted model, not a curated record.